Molecule: messenger RNA, 1772 nt
Organism: Daldinia loculata
Lineage: Eukaryota; Fungi; Ascomycota; Sordariomycetes; Xylariales; Hypoxylaceae
Product: NAD(P)-binding protein
Exons: 3
Coding region: 130-1578 (482 amino acids)
Cellular component (GO): cytoplasm
Source: RefSeq, a predicted model, not a curated record
UCAAGAUUCCUUAGAAUUAUCUUCGUGUAACCCAGAGCCAAGUCUAUCGAAAGAAUCAAUAGCUUAGUGAUCAACUAUAAAUGUUACAGGAACGUGUUUACUUACGCGUUAACUCCGAGGUUGACAGCCAUGUCUUUAACAGUUCUUUCGGACGAUCAAAUUUGCGGCUUGCUGGAGAGUCUUAGCCACGACGAAGCUCAAGAACUGAUCGACACGCUUAGAAAUGCCCUUCACGAGUACUCAACCGGUACACAGUCUAUAAAGGAUGGCAUCGUUCACCAACCCGAGCGAAUAUCGGUACAUUCUAAUACCACCAGCGCGACUACGCUUUUCAUGCCUUCGAUUAGUACGCUCGGCCAUGCGGUAAAAGUCGUUACUUUGUCGUCACCAUCAGCGAAUAAAUCGGCAGAUACGGCACUACCUCCUAUCCGACCUACCGGCUCGGUGACCCUCUACUCUCCCCAGGGCCCUCCUAUAGGCUUCCUACACGCAAAGACCCUUACCGCUUUCCGUACCGCGCUUGCUUCAUCCUGUCUCCUUGCAAAGCGCGCUUCGGUCCGAACCCUUGUUGUGUUUGGCUCGGGAUUACAAGCUUACUGGCAUAUGCGCCUAGCGUUGAUGUUACGGGGCGAUACCAUCCGCCAAGUAUACAUUAUCAAUAGAACGUUCAGCGAGAGUGCUAAAGAUACGUUCAAGAAGAUAUAUGGCAUACCUCAAGAUAUCAAGCAGCGCGAAGGGUGGGAACAGGCACAGUUUAGCAUACUAACUCAGACCUACGGGGAUUAUGGCAGAUUGCUGAAAGAUCACUUGAGGGCGGCAGAUGUCAUCUACUGUUGCACGCCAAGCACCGAAGAUUUAUUCGACGCGAGCAUACUGACAAGUCGCGAAGGUCGGAGAAAAGGUAGGUUGAUUGUUGCGAUAGGGAGCUAUACAAAGCAGAUGCGUGAGCUACCUCGAGAGCUGCUACUCCAGGCCGUCAAGACACGUACACUCGGACAUCAUUAUCAUAAACACGCAACGGAGGGCGGAGUUAUUAUUGUGGAUACUCUGGACGGGGCACUGAAGGAGGCGGGCGAGAUCAUCGAAGCAGGCUUGGAGCCCACGCAACUCGUUGAACUGGGCGAGCUGGCCAUGAUUCACAGGCUAGCAAAGGAAGAAGAGGAAGCGCUUGUAUCUCAGAGCUCAACCGAAGUUUCCUCCAUCAACGAGUCUUCCGAAAGGCUAGACCUCGCAUCACCCGGGUCGGCUAUGUCAACCGUCUUCGGGACCGACUCGGGUAACUGGGCACCGGAUAGCGGAGGUAAGCGAUCUUCGUCGCGCAGCCCGAGUCGGAGGAGCAGCAGCAGCCGCUCCUUGCCUUUCCACCAUCGGCAAAGUUCGAGUCAGGGGACUGUGGACGAACAGCGGCAAAAGCAGCAGCAACUGGGGCAUGACCACCACUUGGCGCGUUGGCUCUCGGCUGGCAAUGUUAUUUAUAAGAGCGUAGGGCUGGGGCUCAUGGAUCUCGUAGUCGGAUUUGAGGUUAUACGUUUGGCAAAGGAAAGAGGGCUGGGCAGCUACAUCGAGGGGUUCUCGUAGUGCGAGAAUAGCCCGUUGGCACCUAUAUUGGAUGAUCUGGGGCUAUCUACGUUCCGCCGAGACUUAUCUCGGCACAGAUGAGAGAAAUGUUAAUAUUGGAUUUAAAAAUACGCCAUGCGACUGAAUUAUAUUGUUGAUAUUUAUUUCAUAGAGAUGGAUGGCAACGAAGCUUGCAAUAAUUUGCAUAUACGAUA